AUGUUAGGUAAUUCUGAGGUGGUUAAUGGUCGUGAGCACUCAUCGUAUUGCGUAACGCGUCAUGAUCGGGUCGCGCGAUCGAUGCAGCCACAGCCUUUGAUGGAUAAUCCCCAACAAAGGUCAGCCAGCAAUACGCAACCCGGUGCUAAAUCGCGAACAGCAGCGACCGAAGCGGCUCAGCGGACAGCCGACGCUGAUCCUGCGAUCACACGCAGCUUGGAUCUGCAAGCUGCUACCAGAUGCGAUCCAAUCGAACACCACGAUUGUUUGCGUCUCCUCGGUGGCGUGUUUGCUGUUCGCGUCAUUUCAUACCUCUGUGACCUCUCGUGCUUGGUUCGGACACGGGAAAAAACUCGAGUAUGGUCUGUUUUUGCUUAA
Molecule: messenger RNA, 378 nt
Organism: Necator americanus (New World hookworm)
Lineage: Eukaryota; Metazoa; Nematoda; Chromadorea; Rhabditida; Ancylostomatidae
Exons: 1
Coding region: 1-378 (125 amino acids)
Source: RefSeq, a predicted model, not a curated record